CUCAGCUUACUGUGAAUGCAACAAACAGAUUUACAACUUCAUCCGUAAAUAAUCAAACCGGAUACUUUAAUGAUUUGUUACAAGAAAUUUCUAAAAAAGUACCAGUCAGGCGUGAACGUCUAACUACAGAUGGACAUUUUCAGUAUGUUCAGAGCAUAUCUGGCACAAAUCUUCAAUUUUCUAUCCAGAUAAGUUCGAUAAUUUCAACACAGAAUGAAAUUUCUGUUCCAGGGGUGAUAUCAAGUUUAGAUAACAUGAUUAAGUAUAAAACUAUCACUACUUUUGCCUCUGGUUUGACAAGUGAUUUAGAUUCAACUUAUGGGUUUAAGCAAAAAAGCAAUUUAUUUGGUGAAUAUAAAACGUCAAUUACUUCUUUUGCUGUGUUUUCUUUGGUGAACAUAGUAUUAUAUGGUAUUUCUCAAUUUGCCAAGAGUGAUAGUGAACUGGAGGCAAAUGAUAAAGACAAUAUGCUUAAUCAUGGGUUAAGAUUUCUUAAUGGAGUUACAGGCGGAUUUUUCGUUAUCUCACACUCUUAUUUCUUCACCCAUUUUUCCUUUGAUGACACUAAUAGUAAACCGGAAUUCAGUUUACCAAGGUAA
Dentiscutata heterogama is the source of this 599-nucleotide messenger RNA. NCBI's taxonomy places the organism in Eukaryota, Fungi, Glomeromycota, Glomeromycetes, Diversisporales, Gigasporaceae. The record is from the annotation of a GenBank genome assembly.